Molecule: messenger RNA, 288 nt
Organism: Closterium sp. NIES-65
Lineage: Eukaryota; Viridiplantae; Streptophyta; Zygnematophyceae; Desmidiales; Closteriaceae
Source: the annotation of a GenBank genome assembly
AAGGCUGAUGUCAACCGCUUCUGCCGCUGCUGCCACCGGAAGUUUCAGCUGCUGCAGUUCGGCCACUGCAGUGUUUUCCAGCAUGGCACACCUCGGAUGCUCGAGCAACGUUGGCUUUGUGGGCGCCUCCAAGGAUGGGGUCCACCUUUGGUGUUUCUUCCACAGCCGUAGGAGCCUCCAUCAGGUCAGCUUUGACCAGCUCAAGCGCCUGGAGGGUCUCGAGCAGCUGUGUCAUGUCCUUGGGCGUGUUGCAAGUCAAGAUUCCGAUUUCUGCCGUCCACUCCUUAG